Myiozetetes cayanensis is the source of this 2070-nucleotide messenger RNA. RefSeq names its product zinc finger protein 239-like. Gene Ontology annotation, molecular function: RNA polymerase II cis-regulatory region sequence-specific DNA binding; DNA-binding transcription activator activity, RNA polymerase II-specific. The transcript has 4 exons. Bases 665 to 1555 code for a protein of 296 amino acids. Gene Ontology annotation, biological process: regulation of transcription by RNA polymerase II. Gene Ontology annotation, cellular component: nucleus. NCBI's taxonomy places the organism in Eukaryota, Metazoa, Chordata, Aves, Passeriformes, Tyrannidae. The record is from RefSeq and is a predicted model, not a curated record.
CUCCCCCAAAUGCACCAGAGGCCCCCAAAAUGCCCCAAAUCCCAAUCAAACCCCUGGCAAAGAGGGAUCACCUGGUGCCCUGGGACAGGAACACAGUGGGCUGUACUGGGGGCACUGGGCUGUACUGGGAGAGCCCUCAUCCCCAAAGCCCCUCCCCUGGGCAUCCGUGCCACGGUCUGGGAACCACAGCGGGGUUGGAUCAAGGGGUGCACUUGAUGAUCUGGGAGGUCUUUUCCAAGCCGGCUUAUUCUGGAAUUCUCUGGGUGCCAUUGCCAGGGCAGCACAUGCUGGAGGCUCUGUCCACAGGGGAUAGAUGUGUCUGUGCAGACAGAGAGACAAGGUUGCUGUGCUGGAGAGCAGGCCCUGAGGUGCCCCUGAGCAAUGGCCCGGAGGUGAGCCCAGAGCUGGCCCUGAGGUGGCCCUGAGAAGAAGUGGAAGGCAGAGGUGGUGCUGAGGCAGGAGAGCCCCGUGCUGGGGAAGAGGCUGAGCUGGGAGUGCCCAGCAGCGAGAAGGUGCUGUGUGCAUGCCCUGUGUGCCAGGUUUUUAUCGUCCCAGGAUGCCCGGUGAGUUCUAGAGAUGGACUUGGGCAGGAGGAACCCCCAAACCAACACACUCAGCCCUUGUUUCCCCCCAGCAGGAUUUGUCCUUCCCAAAUCUUGAGCAGAUGGAGGAGGAGACUCCGAGGAAGAGGAAAAAGCUGUGGGCCCCCCAGGCAGGCCCCGAGCUGAGGACGGAGAGCACGGAGGACAAAUUCCCCCGGCAGAGCCUGGUGGGAGAGGCCGUUUUGAAGGGCUCCCCGGCACAGGAAGGCAGCGGGGAGGAAAAGGCCCGGAGAUGCCCCCGGAGGAGGGGCUGCAAAGCCAGCCGAGGGAGCUCUGAGGAGGAAAGACCCGUCAUGUGCCGGGAAGGCGGCCGGAGCUUGAGCCAGAGCUCUGAGCUGGUUGUCCCUGAGCAGCCUCCCAGCAGGGAGAAGCCCUUCAGGUGCUUGGAAUGUGGGAAGAGCUUUAGAACGAGCUCCAACCUCCUCACCCACCAGCACAUCCACACUGGGGCACGGCCCUACCCUUGUGGGGAAUGUGGGAAGAGGUUUCGAACCAGGCCAAAUCUCCUCGCGCAUGAGCAGACACACACGGGGGAGAGGCCCUUCCGCUGCACCGACUGCGGGAAGAGCUUCACCCGGAAUGGCAACCUUGUCACCCACCGGCACAUCCACACCGGGGAGAGGCCCUACAAGUGUGGGGAGUGUGGGAAGAGCUUCAACCGGAGCUCCAACCUGAUCCAACACCAGCACAUCCACACUAGGGAACAACCCUACAAGUGCUUGGAAUGUGGGAAGAGGUUUCAGCGCAGUUCAGAUCUCCUCAGGCAUGAGCAGACACACACAGGGGAGAGGCCCUUCCGCUGCACCAACUGCGGGAAGGCCUUCAGUUUGAACUCCAGCCUCAUCAGGCACCGGCGCAUCCACACUGGGGAGAGGCCCUACAAGUGUGGGGAGUGUGGGAAGAGCUUCAACCGGAGCUCCAACUUGACCAGACACCAACAGACCCACUGCUAAGGGAAACCCCACGAGUGCCCUGACUGCGGGAAGAGCUUCGGCCGCUGCUCCCGCCCCGAAUGACCCCCCUGAUGGUGAGGCAACCCCUGGAGUCCAGUGACUGUCAGUCCAUCCCUUUCUAGCAGAAAGGGUCACUCCCCUUUCCCAGGGGCAGGUUCUGCCAACAGAGCCCUUCUUGGGGGGUGUGUGGAGAUUCCUGCCUUGGCUGGGGACACCCCAAGGUCACUGCUGGAGUUUGAGAGCAGAGAUCUCCCCCCGAGUGUUGGUCUGGGGGAGUUCCAUCCCUCUCUAAUUCAUAAUUCUUGCUUUGGUGCCAGCUUGAGUAGAAUUGCUUCAACAAUUGCUUUAGUGUAGAGCACUGUCCGAUGUUAUGCUGUACUACUAGUAGUUUUAGUGUUUCCAUUGUGCAGUAAAUAAUUCUGAUGAAGAUCUUUUGUCUGAUCAUUUGUAACCCUAAAUAAUUGAUUUCUAUCAAUAGAUCUGAUUUGUCAUCAUUAAAGCCCUGAGGAACAAAA